GUGCUCCAUCAUUUCACUUUAACAAGCAUUGAUAUUAUCGCAGACAAUUUCCUUCGUAAUAAGAUUUAUAUAUACAAAAUCGGAUGAUGCAGUUAUUUCCAAUGACAUGUACUUAUUUUCUCUCUUCAGCAAUAUAGAAGCGCAAGGUUUAAUAGAGAUAGUUUAGUUUAUAAUGGUAGUAUUAUAACUAAACUUUUAUCGAACUAUAGAUAGGAGCUUAUUCUAAGUAUACAACUGAGCACAUGCAUUUGUCUGGCUUAACAUUUUCUAAAAAUAGACACUAAGUGAACAAGAAGUAAUAAAAUGUAAAAUGGAAAUUAGUAACCAACACUAAUCAAAUUAUUAAAUUACCUUUCCCAAGAAAUCUCAGCAAAAUAAUGCAAUGGACUCACACUCACUGGAUUUUUGAAAAAAAUUAUCAACGACAUUACUCGAUAUCCAAUAUAAAAGAACACAGGUUUCAGAUUAGGUUCAGUUCCGCGUGUCUGUUCCCAUUAACCGACACGAUGUGGUUAAAGUUUUUGAUUUUUGGACUUCUUAGUUGCUACGUUUUAGCAGACAGUAGUGAUAUACCAUGCCCUCCUGUAGACGGUCCUGAUGCAGUAUAUUUCCCACACGAAUCAGACUGCAGCAAAUUCUACGAAUGUUCUAAUGGUGUAGCUUACCUCUUCGAUUGUCCAGCUGGACUAGAUUUCAACCCGGUUAAAAACGUUUGCGAUUAUCCAGAGCAAGCAGGCUGCAGAAAUCGAACCACUGUUUCUCCAUCUUCUUCCACUUCCUCAACUGCUUCUCCAACUUCUUCAUCCACAGAAAGCUCAUCCGCUUCCACGGAAUGCUCAACCAAUUCUCCAACGCCUCCUGCCACGACAAGCUCAAGUGCUCAGACUACAGAAAGCAGCAGCGAGAAUCCUCCUGUGACAACGUCAGUGUCGACUUCGUCUUCGUCUAAGCCUACUUCUGCUUCUACAAGUGCAAAGCCCUCAAAGUCAACACCAUCUAAACCAACUUCACCUACUAAACCUACUCAUCCUACUAAACCAUCUAGACCCACUAGACCAUCUAAACCCACUAGACCAUCUAAACCCACUAGACCAUCUAAACCCACUAGACCAUCUAAACCCACUAGACCAUCUAAACCCACUAGACCAUCUAAACCCACUAGACCAUCUAAACCCACGAAACCAUCUAAACCCACUAGACCGUCUAGACCCACUAGGCCAUCUAAACCCACUCAACCAUCUAGACCUACUAGACCAUCUAAACCCACUAGACCAUCUAAGCCUACUCAACCAUCCAAACCAACUACGCCUAACGAUGAUGAUUCCAAUGAAUCUGACGAUUCUAAUGAAUCAAAUGAUAGCAACGAUUCGAAUUCUUCUAACGAAUCUAACGACUCUGACGACUCCGAUGAUUCGAAGGGCGAAGAUGACUCUGAUGAAUCUAGUGACUCCGAUGACUCUAAUAACUCCGAUGACGAUAGCUCUAGCGAUUCUGAUGACGAUUCCAACGAUGAUUCCGAUUCUUCUAGAGAUUCUAGAGAAUUUGCCGCACAAGGGGCUGAUGCUGAGGACUUGUUCAAGCUACUUUCUGGCGGUCUAGAUAUAGAUCCUAUACAAGGCACAACUUGCGAUCCAGAGCAAAAUAUUGGAGCAAUGACGAACCAUCCUCAGUCUUGCACAAAAUAUCUUAAAUGCUAUAACGGUGUCACUCUUGUAAAAAGUUGUACAGACCAGUAUUACUUCGAUGAUGAUAUUGGCAUCUGUGUGGUACCGGGUUACACCACAUGUGUAAGUCAGUCGUAAGUGUGUUUGCAUUAAAGCUGUCAUCGAAUGCAGACUUGUAAAAAAAUAAAAUAAAAAUGUGAAUUAAAUGAA
Zophobas morio is the source of this 1874-nucleotide messenger RNA. Its product is annotated as dentin sialophosphoprotein-like. The record is from RefSeq and is a predicted model, not a curated record. Gene Ontology annotation, molecular function: chitin binding. NCBI's taxonomy places the organism in Eukaryota, Metazoa, Arthropoda, Insecta, Coleoptera, Tenebrionidae. Gene Ontology annotation, cellular component: extracellular region. The coding region runs from base 378 to 1802 and encodes 474 amino acids. The transcript has 5 exons.